GCUGGUAUGAAGCUGGCUGUGCUGCCUUUCAGUUUGGCGACUUAACCGGGUCAGGCUGUUUGUGGGGGGGCGGGGGGGGUGAGGGGGGCGGAGUCUGGACUGAGGCCGAUAGAAUAAACGAAGCAGAGCUUUAGACGAGUGAACCUGCUGCUUCGGACGAAUGAAGGCUGAAGAAUGGGAGCUGCUUAUGGGAAGAAGAAAUCCUACAGCGUCGACCAGGAGCCUCCGGCCAAACAGCCCAGUCUGAAGAAUAGACCACAUCCAGACAGGGACCUGGAGCAGCCCUGGUCAGAGGGUGUCCACAGGAAGUUGUCCCCAGUGUCCCCACGUGCUGACUACAUAGAGGGAGACGGAGACGAGGACGGAGACAAAGACGAGGACAUCAUCAAACCCAGGAAACUGUUGAACCCGGUCAAAGAUUCUAAGAGACACCAGGAGGUCCACCGAGAACUACUGAGACGGGGGGGACCCGGUGUGGAGACAAAGCCAGAGCUGCAGAGGGUCCUGGAGUCCAGGAAGAGAGACCAGCUGAUGAGACAGAGGAGACAAGAGGACGAAGCUCGGAGGAAGGUGUCUCCUCUGGAGGCGGAGCUCAUGAAGAGACACAGGAAGCUGGAGGAGCUGGAGAGACAACAGCAGCAGGAAGACGAGGACAACCUGAAGGCUCCAGAGUUUGUCAAAGUCAAGGAGAAGCUGAGACGGACGUCCUUCCACAGUAAAGAACAGGAGGACAGGUCUAUAGGACACUCUGAGGACAUUCUGAGGACGCCGAGAGGACACUCUGAGGAGACUGAGAGGACGCUGAGAGGACUGAACAGCUGGACACCCCCAGUCAGAGACUGAUCAGCUUUGGUCUCCAUGACGACGGAAACAUAAUAACAAUAAACAGCUGAUCACGUUGAUAACAUGAGUCCAGGACGUCUCCAGAACUGAGCCACAUGUCCCUGCAGGACAAACCCACCCCGGACUGGACUGGUGUCUUUGAUAGUUCCUGAGGCCUUAGUGGG
Molecule: messenger RNA, 1007 nt
Organism: Mugil cephalus (flathead mullet)
Lineage: Eukaryota; Metazoa; Chordata; Actinopteri; Mugiliformes; Mugilidae
Product: protein FAM107B-like
Exons: 6
Coding region: 175-843 (222 amino acids)
Biological process (GO): regulation of actin cytoskeleton organization; actin filament bundle assembly; actin filament polymerization
Cellular component (GO): stress fiber; neuron projection; synapse
Source: RefSeq, a predicted model, not a curated record